Molecule: messenger RNA, 696 nt
Organism: Cetraspora pellucida
Lineage: Eukaryota; Fungi; Glomeromycota; Glomeromycetes; Diversisporales; Gigasporaceae
Source: the annotation of a GenBank genome assembly
AUGUCUUCUUAUUUUGGUAUAUGUCCAAUAUCGAUAAGUUUAUCAUUGUUUCUAUUUUCUCUCACAACGAUUCUUAUAUAUUCAAUUCUUUCAAAUGCAGAUGAAAAAGGAUUGCCUGACCCAACAUUUCAGAAAAAAUCUACUUCAUCCAACAAUAACAAUUUAAAUCCAGACGUCACCAAUUUUUUUGGUACAAGUAGUUCCGGUUCGUCAAAUAAUUUAGGUGAUGAAAGCGCAUACGAUACUUUAGAAGAAUACAUUAAUUUGGCAAAUCUUUUCGGCACACUAAGAGAUAGGUCAAAUAGUAGAACUAAUGAUAGUAAUCAAGAAUUCUUGGAUAAUUUGAUUUCACAAUUAUUGGAAGAAGCCAAUGCAAGUUCAAGGGGACCCCCACCGGCUAGCAAAAAAUUUAUUCAAAGUCUACCUAUUGUUAAAAAGUCGGAAAUCAAGUCCGAAUGUAUUUUACCCUGGUUGAAGCUUGUAAGUCAUACUUCUAAUAUAUCUCAUUCAAUAAGUUUCACUUUCAAUUUUUCAAUUUUUAUAUUUAAUGGUUUCGAUUUUUGUAAAAAGCAUAACACAUGUCCAAGUUGCCGUCAUGAAGUAGAUUCCGAUGAUCCGGCUUGGAGAAAAAAGCAAUUGGAGUUACAAAGAGCUCAAGACUCUGAAGAAGAAGAUCAGGAUUGGAUGUACGGUUAA